Molecule: messenger RNA, 843 nt
Organism: Mycena indigotica
Lineage: Eukaryota; Fungi; Basidiomycota; Agaricomycetes; Agaricales; Mycenaceae
Exons: 4
Coding region: 25-843 (272 amino acids)
Biological process (GO): U6 snRNA 3'-end processing
Cellular component (GO): nucleus
Molecular function (GO): 3'-5'-RNA exonuclease activity
Source: RefSeq, a predicted model, not a curated record
CUUGUUUCCUCUCAACCUCGACGCAUGAAAAGGGAUGCAGUGGCUGCGUCCUUAGUUGCUUACUCUGAUUCGGAGUCGGACGUGGAAAAGCCAUCGCCAGAGCCUCCUCCGCCACCUGCUAAGAAGCGGAAGCUCCCAACCCUCUCGAAUACGCUGUCUGGUCCGAAGCAUAUAGACGAUCCGAGUCAACAUCAAGGACGAACUCGCUCCACGCCACACGUGGAUGGACAAUGGGCGACACACAUCUAUGCCCAUGUCCUACCUGACUCAACAUUCGUGAAGCUAGUUCAGCAUAUUAUCGACGCGGCUAGAACGGUGGUUCCUAGUUUGCACUCGCUGGUCUCUCCUGGACAGGGUGAGGACGGCCCCAGUGAACAAGAGCCAGAGCUGCACGUCUCACUCUCUCGGCCCAUAUUCUUGCGCGCAGAGCAGAGGGAGGAGUUCAGGAAUGAGGUCAGGAAGAUCGCCGCGGGCACAUCUCGUUUCGCCGCUUCCUUCGCACGCAUUUCGUCUCUCACCAACGACGACAACACGAGGAUAUUCCUUGUCCUCGAAAUCGGAGCUGGACAUCCCGAGCUAUCCGCCUUCACGAAUGCACUGACGCCCCUCUUGCAAACGAUCCGCCAAAAAGAGUACUAUGCUUCCCCGCGCUUCCAUGCGUCCAUCGGAUGGGCGCUAGAAACAACGCCAACCGGAAGCAAAAUCAGUGCCUUUCCAGAGACGCUCCUACCAAUGCUCAACGAGCGAUACUCCGCUCGGUUGAGCGCGACCAGCAGCAUGUGCGAUAUCGCGGAGGUUGGCGUCAGAAUCGGGAAGAUGGUUACGUUAUGUCCUUUGCAGUAG